Cooperia oncophora is the source of this 441-nucleotide messenger RNA. NCBI's taxonomy places the organism in Eukaryota, Metazoa, Nematoda, Chromadorea, Rhabditida, Trichostrongylidae. The record is from the annotation of a GenBank genome assembly.
GUGCGAAUGCCGCGCACGUUAUACCAUUUCACAACAACAGACCCACACGCACAGCGUGGAUAUAACGUUCCACACGUCGUUGUUCCGUAUUUAAUUCGAUUGAACGAGAAGUUUAGGCAGAUCCUUUGGCAAGGUUCAAAGCAAUUGCCGAAUGCGACUGACGAAAGGCAUCGGGUAUUAAUCACUGGAGCACUAGGGCAGCUUGGUCGUGGACUAAACACAGUGUACAAAUAUAUGUACGGAGAUGGCUGCGUUGUGAUGACCGACAUUAUUAAAGCUCCACGUAAUGCAACAGACAUAUCCAACUACUCCUAUUUGGACAUAUUGAGCCAGGACAGCAUCGAACGGCUUGUAGUCGACAAGCACAUCGACACUGUGGUGCACUUCUCGGCGCUGUUGAGCGCUGUUGGAGAACAGAAUGUCAACACGUACUCUGAAUGA